Molecule: messenger RNA, 1089 nt
Organism: Eucalyptus grandis
Lineage: Eukaryota; Viridiplantae; Streptophyta; Magnoliopsida; Myrtales; Myrtaceae
Product: LOB domain-containing protein 4
Exons: 2
Coding region: 209-724 (171 amino acids)
Source: RefSeq, a predicted model, not a curated record
AAUUCCGCCUCUCUCCUUCACAUUCCCUCUACGCCUCUCCCCUCACUUCUUUUCCCUUUUUUCGCUUCCUUCACUUCAUAUUUGUCUUUGCUCCUUUGACAAAAGCCUAAAAGGCAAAACAAAUCAACCCUUCUCUCACACACACAGAGACACAGAACCCAGCAAAGCAAAGCUCAGCGCUCGCUUCAACAAGAGAAGAAGCAGAGAAAUGAAGGAAAGCGGUGGGAGCCGGAAGCAAGGAACACCAUCGCCGUGUGCGGCGUGCAAGCUGCUGCGAAGGAGGUGCGCGCAGGACUGCGUGUUUGCCCCAUAUUUCCCGGCUGACGAGCCCCACAAGUUCGCCAACGUCCACAAGGUCUUCGGCGCCAGCAAUGUCAACAAGAUGUUACAGGACCUACCAGUGCACCAGCGUGGGGACGCCGUGAGUAGCAUGGUCUAUGAAGCCAACGCCCGCGUACGGGACCCGGUCUAUGGCUGCGUCGGGGCCAUCUCGUCUCUCCAGCAACAAAUCGACAUGCUUCAGAGCCAGCUCGCCCAGGCCAGGGCUGAGGUGGUGCACCUCCGUGUCUGGCAAAACGCGACCAUGUCUAACCAUGGCCCGAGCCCAACCAGCCCGAGCAACAGCGGGUCACCGUCAUCACGGCUCAUGGCCUCCCAUGGCAAAUCCAUUUUUGAUAUGGACAUGAUGGUGGACCAACCUAACUUGGGAGACUCAGUCUGGUGAAGUUGACCUUUUUCUACAUCAGCCAUAUACGAAAUAUACUUUGAAGCCUAUGAUUCUAAACCACCCCUUUCUUCUCCUUCUCUUCUUCUUUUUUCCUUCCUUUGAAGAAAUCUUAGAUUUCAAUUCGAUGUAUAUCCCACAUGAGUUGUAGAAGGGCGGCGCCGCCUCAGAGUAUGACGGCUGAGCAGCCGUGCUAGGACGAAGGGGUGAAGGCCACUCACCCACGGUUUUUAUUUUCUGAAAGGGUCUUUAUUUACUAUUGACCUCGAUGUAGAUAUAGCUUUUUUUUCGUUUUUUACCAAUGUGAGUAAUAUUAUAUAAUUAUAGUGGAUUGUGCACUUAUGAAACAAAGUGUGUUGCGUAUA